GUUAUUUAGAUCUCCAACUUUUCUCUCAGGAGCAAUUCUUCUCUUGUUUAAUCUGAUAGCAGGAUCACCAAGAGCAGUUAGCUAGUUCAGACCAGAAUUGAGGAGUUUUCGCUUGCACUUUGAUGACCAGUAGAUAAGAUUAAUUGAAUGAUCGCGCUUGUUGUAAUUAAAAGAAUAGUGAACUUUUUCAGUCAUUAAUCGCAUUUUUAAGCAGAUAGCUGAGAAAAAAUAAAGCUUUUGGAGAAAAGAAAAUUUAUCUUAUUUCUUAAGUGAAUGGAUAAAAUGGCAAUUGUGUGAAGUAUAAAUGUUUGACAGACAGUUGUUGCAAGGAACUUUUCGAUUGCCACAUUUAACUGAUAAAACAGAACAGCCAGCAUCCAUCUAAAUGGAAAAAAAGGAAGCUCCAAAACCUGAUGAAGAAGGAGACCAGACUCUUGUUGUUCCUCGCCCUCCUGAUGGUGGUUGGGGCUGGAUGGUGGUGCUAGGGUCAUUCAUGUGUAAUGUCAUAGUGGACGGCAUCAUCUUUUCAUAUGGACUAUUCUUGCCAGAACUUUCGAAGGAUUUGAAUGAGCCUAAAGGAAAGCUAGCAUGGGUUGGGUCAUUGCUAGCGGGGUUUUACUUGAUUGCAGGUCCCAUUGUUAGUGGACUAGCGAAUACUUAUGGUACCAGACCUGUUACCAUCGUUGGUACUGUUAUUUCUGCAAUCAGUUUUGCUUUAGCUUCUUUGUCACCUAGUGUGGAAUAUCUUUGUCUGGCGUUUGGUGUUUGCGGAGGUAUAGGUUUUGGUUUCAUUUAUCUCCCUGCUGUUGUUACUGUGGGAUUCUACUUUGACAGACGACGAGCUUUUGCUACAGGACUUGCAGUUUGUGGCUCAGGCGUUGGCACUUUCAUUAUGGCACCCUUGGUCCAGUAUCUGUUGUUCACUUUUGAUUGGAGAGGUACCAUGCUCAUAUUGGCUGGAAUCGUUCUCAACUGCGCUUUCUUUGGAGCACUCUUCAGGCCUUUGAAAGUCGAAGUCCCGAAAAAGGACAUCGAAGUCCCUAAAGACGUAAAACCGCCAAUGCUGAAAAGAAUACAACAACUUCGCGAAGCUCAAAGAGAAAGAUGGGAUUCCAAUGAUGCAUUGUCUAAUGUGCCGCAUUCAUCUGUCAGUUUGCCUGAAAUAAAUUGCGUGAUAAAGAAACUUGGUUCAAGUCCUUUGAUAUCUUCCGACAACAACAGUCCUCCUCCAUCCUAUAGUGACGUUGUCGAAGCUGAUGAGGAAGAAAGAUAUGCCUUCCUCCAACAACCACCUCAUCCACCCACUAUGAAUAAAAACCAUUCUCAAUCUAUAUGUUCCACAGAUUCCAACAGGCCACGAAAACCUCGUAGCAGCAGAUCCCGCAGUGAACUAUCCCGUCCUUUUUAUCGCCAAGAUAUUCUCUACAGCGCAAGUCUUCUGCAUUUGCCUCAGUUCAAAAAAUCCAACAAUGAUCUGAGUUUGUACGCAGCCAGUGUCACCAAAAUUCCCCAAGAGCCUAUCCCUGAAGACAGUGGCUGUCUGUCUCCAGCUAUGAGAGAUACUUUCAGACAAAUGCUGGACAUAUCUCUUUUAAGAAGCCCGACAUUCUUGCUUCUGGGAGCAGGUGGUUUCCUCACGCUUGCUGGAUUUUUCAUACCUUUCAUGUUUGUGGUAGACAGGGCUGUCCAACAAGGGAUAACUAUGGAAGAGGCGACUUACAUACUUCCUGUGAUUGGUCUGACCAAUACAGUAGGCAGAGUAUUUUGUGGAUGGAUAUCAGAUAGACCGUCACUGAAUGCGUUAACCAUAAACAAUUGUGCUCUGGUGAUAGGUGGACUAGCAACUGCUUUGAGUACCUGUUUCAAUUCGAUUGCUUUUCUUCUAUCAUAUGGAGCAUUAUUUGGAUUCUGCAUUGGUUGUUUUGCCACCCUUCGAUCAAUCGUCAUCGUUGAGCUGUUGGGCCUUGAGAAGCUGACAAAUGCAUUUGGUCUUUUACUUCUUUUCCAAGGAAUAGCCUCUAUUAUCGGUGCACCAGUUGCAGGUAUGUUUUACGAUAUAACAGGCAGCUAUGAUGCACCAUUUUACAUUUCUGGAACUUUGAUACUUCUCUCUGGACUUCUCGGAGUACCUCUGCCAUACAUUUCAAGAUGGGAGAAAAGCAGGAAAGAAAAGGUAAUCAAUGUAGAAGAAGCUCCCGAGGAGAACAACGUUUUUGUGGAACCGGCUCCUAUUUCACAGCUGAGACGAUUCUCAUAUGAUGUGAUACUAGAAGAGCCAUGGUGUGCUUCGUCUCCAGAUAAAACUUGCGUUUACAAAACACGUCUUUAUCCGAAACUGCAUAAACCAAUGACACUUGCGCCAUUUGAUGAUUUGUAAUCAUCAAAUCAAUCACGUUGAGACAAAUCUUCAAGAAAUGUUUCUGAUUCAGUCGAACCUUAUUGGCACAAGAUAUUGUGUGAUAUCUCCAUGAUGUUGAUCGAUAUUCGAUGCCGACCAAUAUCGUGUAGAAAUCGUAACAAUGUCGUUGGAUAUUUUGUGCUAUUAGGGAAGACGCGUGAAUGUUAUUGAGUUGAAAAGACUUCAUUAAUUGAAACUUUUUACAUCAGAGACAGUUUAGAACUGAAAGUUUCUUUAAAAGUACUAUUUAUUAAGUUAGUGCUACUUCCAUCAUUCUGUAGUUUGUCAUUGAAAUUUAUGUUCAUUAUGAGAUUUCUACAAUCAUUUUCUGCAUUUUAUGAUGUGUGGUUACUAUGCCUGCGUUCCAUAGUAACAAAAAAAAAGUUCCAGAGUGAUAUUUUCAAAGUUUUGUGCCAUAAAGUUGCUUCUUUGAUGGAAAGAAUCCCUAAAAUAUGAGUUUAUCUUCUGUUAAUGAAGGAUCCAUUUGUUGCAUCUGAUAUUUCUGUCUUCUGGCAGGGAAAUAAUUUGGUAUUUUCUGAAUUAAAAAAAUGAAUUUUUUAAUUAAUUAUAAAUGAAGUCACCAUUUUAUUAUUCUAAAUAUUUUACAAGCUGCAUUUUCAAAAAUUAGACGGAUAGAAGCGACAUUAGAAAUACAUAAACAGAACCAGUCAGAAUAAGACUGAAGCAGGUGAUAAGAACAUAAUCAAACGAAGUGUAAAAAUACUGGUUCUGUUUUUAUUCUUGGACGAAUUUAACAGAAAAUAUAAAAUUUUAAUUUUGGGGAUUAUUAUUCAUAAAUGUUAAUCUUCAAUAUAAAAUAAUUCUUGUCUCAAGGAGCAAAAUUAGAAUAUUAGUAAAUCAAAAUGACGUUUCCACUUAAGAGAAAAAGAACUUCAUGAUUAGAAAUUUUAGAAUACAAUUUCUUCUGUUUGCUUAUGUGCCAACCUACCAAAGAAGAAUAACUUAUAAUUUUAUACGAACAUUGAUAAAAAAAAAAACACUAUUUUUUAUCUGUAAUAAAAAUAAAAAUAAUAAAUCUAAAAAUUGAAAUUCCACUAUGUGUUACGUAUUGUGACUAGCUCAUAAAUUGCCUUAAUUAGGAAGAAUGUUUCUACUUAAGAACAAACCUUGGAUUCGCUUUCUUUCGCAAGAAGAAUUCCGUAAAAACUUAAGAAAGUCUUUUAAAAUGGUGAAACAUUUUGUACUAUGAACAUUAUUUUUCUGAACCGAAUCAACGCACAAAAGACUGAGUAGAUUUGUAAAUACUGUUUCCUCACUUCUUGAAAAUUAUCCUUUUUUUUUAAAGGCGGGGACCAUUUUUAUGUAUUCAUCGUCAUAUGUAUAUUUUUGUAAAUAAAAUAUUAUCU
Messenger RNA from Argiope bruennichi, 3765 nucleotides. RefSeq names its product monocarboxylate transporter 1-like. Gene Ontology annotation, biological process: transmembrane transport; monocarboxylic acid transport. Gene Ontology annotation, molecular function: monocarboxylic acid transmembrane transporter activity. The record is from RefSeq and is a predicted model, not a curated record. Bases 386 to 2377 code for a protein of 663 amino acids. The transcript has 7 exons. Lineage: Eukaryota; Metazoa; Arthropoda; Arachnida; Araneae; Araneidae.